Molecule: messenger RNA, 1617 nt
Organism: Aureobasidium subglaciale EXF-2481
Lineage: Eukaryota; Fungi; Ascomycota; Dothideomycetes; Dothideales; Saccotheciaceae
Exons: 1
Coding region: 1-1617 (538 amino acids)
Biological process (GO): regulation of nitrogen utilization; mitochondria-nucleus signaling pathway; negative regulation of transcription by RNA polymerase II
Cellular component (GO): cytoplasm
Source: RefSeq, a predicted model, not a curated record
AUGGAAGAUGGCAAGCGACUGGAAAACCUCAGCUGGCGUCUCUGGAAUCGCGAAACGUUUGUGUGUUCCCGCAUGCCGCGUGCUCGGAAGAGCAUUCCUCUGCCCGCCCUUUCCAGCAGCGUGUCUUCGUCGGACGAGUCGGACGAGGAAGACGUGUCGUCAUUGCUGCCUUCCCCCAUGGUGAGACCUGAGUUGAGAAGGAGCGAGUCGUCCGAGCACCGCAGCCGAGGCCGUCAACAGAACCACAUCACGCCCAUCGACCUCGAGAAGAUGGUCAUGUCCAUCAAGGAAAAGAAGAGCCUCGAACCGUUAUCCGCCUUAUCCAUGCCUCCGCCUGCCAUGUCGGUCUCGCCGCCUGCAGAAGACAACCAAACUCCUACCGUCACAAAAACGACACUAUCUACACCUGCACCUGCGCCCGCACCUGUAUCCGCACCCGCACCCGCACCCGCAGCAGUCGCUUCAAAGUCCAUCGCCACUCCCAUCCCUACCAUCUCCGCUCCUAGCCAUCUGGAGUCAUCUACUUCUACCGUCAGUAGCAACGAAUCCCAGGCCAUCGCCUCGUCGUCCGAAAGCUCAUCCACCGAGAUGAGCACCCACAACAUCGUACGAGGCUUCAGACCAGAAGUGCCAUCAUCAUAUCGCUCCCAAACAAAUCUCGCCGCCACCCAACCAACACCCAUUCUCAAGACUUCGCCUCAAUAUCGUCCCGAUCGCCUCAAUCGUGGCAAGAAGGGCGCAACCUUUACGCUUGGCGCAUCCUCUGGUGAAGAGGAAAGCUCUCUUGACAGCCACAUGGGUCACAACAGUGUCGGCUCAUUAUCAGCCGGCAUGCCACACCCACCAAAGAAGCACGCGUCUUUCAGGGACAUCAUCCAGGACAGAGCCAUCACCGACAGCCCUGUCUUCGAGGAGUCUGACGACGAAGAUGACGAUGACGCCUUUGAGAGUGUCAUUGAAGAAGACGAAGACUCAUCUGACUGGGAAGACGACGAAGUUGUCGAGAGCGGCAACUCUUCAGCCGACGAGCACAAGAGCAUGUUCCGCCGUGUUGAUUCGCAACCCAAUCUCACCUCUCGCCGCUCUCUUCUCACUACCAUGAUGCAUGAACCGGACCGUGCUCGUGCAAUGGCUAGUGCUGCAUCCCGCUCUACUCCUGCGCUCCGUCGUUCGCGUGGUGCUUCUCCGAGUGGACCUUCCGCCACACCAUCACCCCACCGACGAGAAGUCGAGCGUGCUGGUCCUGACUUCGCCUCACACCCUUCGCAACUUUCGCAACAGGCUCAAGAAGCCUCAGAAUCCUCACAGCCACGACCCAUCAUCAUGACCACCUCCAACACCCACCAACCUGCUCUCUCACCGCGUACCACUAGGCGGAACAUGCUCUCUACCGAGUUGACUGAGUCGCUGCGCAAGAACCUUCUCUGGGAACGCCAGCACAAAAGCUCAAACAACCUAGCCGCUAUGAAGCGCAGACAUACUUCUCACGAUAUUAAGAAUCUUAAACAGCACCCUGAGCCGCAAAUGGUCUUGUCGGUUAAGGAGAACGAUAAGAAGAAGUUCUCGAAUGAAUACUUUAACCAGGGACUUCAGGAGUACCACGCCAAAGGCUGGUAG